This is a messenger RNA of Geosmithia morbida, 1116 nucleotides long. Its product is annotated as phosphopantothenate---cysteine ligase (ATP). The record is from RefSeq and is a predicted model, not a curated record. The coding region runs from base 1 to 1116 and encodes 371 amino acids. The transcript has a single exon. Gene Ontology annotation, biological process: coenzyme A biosynthetic process. NCBI's taxonomy places the organism in Eukaryota, Fungi, Ascomycota, Sordariomycetes, Hypocreales, Bionectriaceae. Gene Ontology annotation, cellular component: cytoplasm; nucleus. Gene Ontology annotation, molecular function: phosphopantothenate--cysteine ligase activity.
AUGACAUCGUUGGCCGAGGAGGAGCACGCCUACUUCUCUACCAACCCGCCCCCGCGGCAUUUGGAAGCGCACCUCGCGCAGGCCAGAGAGUUCAUUGAUGCCCACGCUGCGUCGGACCGACGUGUGGUGCUGGUGACGUCGGGUGGCACGACGGUGCCGCUGGAGAAGCAGACGGUGCGCUUCAUCGACAACUUCAGCGCCGGCACACGCGGCGCCACGAGCGCAGAGUACUUCCUCUCGGCGGGCUACGCCGUCAUCUUUCUGCAUCGCGAGUUCAGCCUGGUCCCCUACGCGCGGCACUUCUCCCACGCCACGACCGGCGGUUUCCUCGACUUCCUCGAGGAAGACGGCCAGGGGGGCGUGCGGCCCCGCUCCGACGUCGCCGCCAACAUGUCCGACGUGCUCCGGUCUUACCGCCGUACCCGCAGCGAAAAGUUGCUCCUCACCAUCCCCUUCGUCACCAUCGGUGACUAUCUGCACGAGCUGCGGGCUCUAUCGCGCCUCAUGGCGCCCCUCGGUCCCAGGAGCCUGCUGUACCUCGCCGCCGCCGUUUCCGACUUCUUCGUGCCCCCCGACCGCAUGUCCGAGCACAAGAUCCAAUCGACCAACGCGGCCGAGAACACAAGCAUCGCCGCCGCCACCGCUACUGCCGGUUCUUCCUCCAAGGACGAGGAGGAAUUUGACAACUUUGACGGCGCUCCGACUGUGCCCCGCUCCAAACGGCUCGUCAUCGACCUCGACCCUGUACCCAAGUUCCUCAAGAACCUCGUCGAUGGCUGGGCACCCCAGGGUAUGAUAACCUCGUACAAGCUCGAGACGGACCCGUCCAUCCUCGUCCACAAGGCCCGCACCAGUCUAGCUCGCUACCAGCACCACCUAGUCAUUGGCAACCUACUGCCUACUCGCAAGUGGGAGGUGGUCUUUGUCAGUCCCGGCCGCAAAGACCGCUGGCUACGCGUCCCCAGCAAGAGCGGCGACUGGAGCGAUGAGGACGUCCGUCGCCUCCACGAGGGUCACAUUCCCUCCGGUGAACCUCUCAUGGAGCUCGAGUCCCUCAUCAUUCCCGCCGUCAAGGAGCUGCAUGACCAGCACAUACAGAACCAGGGAGGCCAGUAA